Messenger RNA from Zootermopsis nevadensis, 1451 nucleotides. RefSeq names its product MAPK regulated corepressor interacting protein 2. The record is from RefSeq and is a predicted model, not a curated record. Lineage: Eukaryota; Metazoa; Arthropoda; Insecta; Blattodea; Termopsidae.
CGUUUGGCUCAAAGUGUCUGAAAGACAGUGCCUUUUUUAAUGGGCGUAUUGUCAUUUGUCUUUUAAUAUUGUAAAUAAAUUUGCCCAUUCGCCAUCGAAUGUAUUUUUAAGCUUCAAGACUGAAACAUAUCGAUAUAUUGUCUUAAAAAUUAUUUUAUGGCUUCUCAAACAUACAUUCAUUCUAAGAAUUUAGUGAAAUUUCAAAACUUGUGACAGAAGAGAGUCGAUCGAAAGUUUACACAUCACUUGAGAGGAGGCAAAUAGUCAUUUUAAAAUGAGCUUGCCAAGGGCCCAGAUGCAAUCCCUGAAUGGAAAACGACAAAAUUCCCAAAGAAUGCAGCAAGAAACAUCGCCAACACAACAUGAUGACUUAAUAAGAUACAUAUGUGAAUCAUGGAACACAGUAUCAAGGGAACUGGAGAACUUUAGUCAAAAUGGUGCUGACACUAACAAAGGAGGUCCAAGUGUUUUGUACUAUGUGGAACAGGAACCAAAUCCACAGCUGAAAGAUUUUGAACCAUUUGAUCUUGAAGCAUGGUGGGGGAAGAGAGUGGUGCAAAAUAUUACCCGUACCCAGUCAUCGUAGUGGGUAGGACACAUUCGUCUCUUGCAUCCUGUUGCCAGAAAUGUGUCCGUUCAUAACGAGGACAUGGACAUCUGCCAAGUAUUACUCUGUAUGGACUUUGCUGCAUUUCAGUAAAACAUGCAAAAAUUUGCAUAUGAUUUUGACAAUGAAAAGUGAUAUCAAGUGGGAAGAACUAUGAAUUAAUUUUUUUAGGUGCAGUAGGAUUUAUUGGCUAUCAAAGCAUUAUUACAAUCAUUGUCUCACAGAGAAAUAAUUUUGGGGCAAUAUAGUAAAGUAGGACAAUUUCUUAAAUUAGUGAUUGCAUCUGAAGUGAAAAUUCAGAUGAAAGAUGAAAUAAUAAGUUAAAUUUUGACAUCAUUCAUUUGUUUGGAAUGGAGUUCCCAUUGUUACCUCACAGUUUUAUAAAAAAUUUAAAGGUAUUUUAUUCCUUAAAUGAAAACAAUUGUCAUAUUCAGUCUAACCUUGUCAGUAUUCUCUUUAGCAUAGUUAUCAUGUGUGUUGGAAAGCAGAAGGAUUGAGGAAUAUUUAACUUUUGGAACACAUGACACAUUCCUUCCAUUCUUUUAUUACUUUAUCACAUCAGUCAGGAUUAACUCAUGUCAGCUGACAUUUGACAUUUUACUCUGGUACAGUAUUUUGUUAUUUGAGUUUUAAUGUAAGGUGACAUUUGUUUACCUGGAUAUAGAUUAUCUCGAUUGUAAGUAUUCUUUAACUUUUAUAUUCUGCAAAAUGAUAAAUAAAACAACAUUCACAAACAGACGGAGUUCACAAGUAUGUUUUAUACUCUUUAACGUUAAUUAAGAAUUAUACGCAUCAAAUUGUAAAAGUUACGAUAUAAUUAAAACAGUUGUAGGUAGAAAAUGAA